AUAACCUACCCACAAGAAUGCAAGAGUGUGAGGCAAAAGCUCUUGUGAGACACAGGAGUUUUUCUUCCACUCUAGGCCUCAUCAUAGCAAAAGGAAGGAAGAGGACGUAACUUGCGCAGAAGUCAGGUGAACAUGUGGAUAAAGGAUAAACCUUGCAUGGUGUCAGCAUCAGGCAGGAUCUGAGGAGGGUUGUAUAAUGAGAAGGAAAACAUCUGGACCUUGUGUGUACAAAGACGGGGAGUCCAGAGUGGUUUGCUCCUUGAAUAGAGCUCUCAAACAGACUCCUUCCUGUCAGCAUUCUAUCACUUCAUGGAAAGUCAAAGAAGAAGGGACUAAGCCGCAGGUGGAAGUUUGAUCUGCAUGUUUCUGAACUGGACACAACACAUCCACUGUCUCUACUGUCCUUCCCAUCAGAAUCUUCUGUGGUUUCAAAGGCAGACUUCACAUAAAAAUGUUCUGGUAUUCAUAACUGCCGGAGAUAAAUGUGCAUUUGGUUGAGUGCUGGCCAUCCCUCAGUCAUCAAUGCUGAAAAGAAAAAAGAUUGCCUUAUCAGUGGUGAACAAAAUUGAGAUCUUAUGGAAAUUCAGACAAAUGCUAUAAACUUCUGGCCAUUUACUACAAAUUAUAUUUUUGGUUUGAUUUGCGUAUGACCUCCUGAGAGCCAAGGAUCUUGUUGAACCAUGAUGGAGUCAAUUACUGAAUUCUUCAAUGAUUUGUGGACGCUUUUGGUCACCAAACACAAUGAGGGCAUUUACAACACAGUGUGUGUUAUUGUGCUCCUUAUGAUGCCUCUACUUGUUUUCUUUACUUCCCUGGUGGUUUGCUGUCACUGCUGCUCGUCCCUUUGCAGAGGAUGCCACUGUUGCUGUUGUAGAGAUUCUGCCACACUGACAGGGACACAGGUUGAUAAAAAAAAGAAAAAGAAGAAGAAAGGUAACCAGAAUGAGGAGGACUUGUGGAUUUCAGUCAAAACAGAUGCCAUGACUCCAGAUAGACUGGCCCUUACCAUCGUGUAGAUGGGCAAUGAUUUGUUUCAAAAUAUGAAUUGCAUGUUUAUAUAUGCCUAGCUCAAUCAUGUUAUAUCAUUAAUAUUAAGUCAAGCCAACUGGAUGAAUUAUAAUACUGAAGAUGUAGGUUCUCCACUCAUUCAAGAGAUAAGUUCAGAUAAUAAUGUUUACUAGAUAUUUAGAAUGACUUUCCUAGAUGAACAAACAAGAAUUGUGUGGAUUGGAUAAAUAAUACAAGAAUAAUCCUUUCCCUACCCCUAAACUUUGAGUUGUUUGUGCAAUACACUUCCCAUACAACGCUGCUGACAGAGCAAAAAAGCUUCCUGAACAAGUAAGGCAUUUGUAUUAAGCAAGAACAGGUCUGUAAGAAAUAAAUGCCUUUUUGAUAAAAAGAUAUCAACCUUUUAUACAUUUUGCUGAUUUCUUUUUCAUCCACUGUUAAAGAAUAAGAAAAGUGUGGAAAAUCAGUUGAAUUAGCACAUGCAAGUAUGUGUGGGAUUAUGAAUUUACUUAUGCAGAGUGGUUUUUUUUUUGCUUUUUCUAUACUAUUGAUGUAUACAAAUGAUCUAUGUCUUAUGUGCAACCUAAUUAAAAUAAAGGUACUGUAUUUUUUUAUUUUCUGUUAUAAGAUUUCCUUGCGAUCAUAGCAUCUCUUCUUGAAUAUGUUACUAAGUUAACAUAGGUUACUGUAAAAUUUGGGCAGGAUGUUCUCAUAUAACAGUGCAGACAUCUCAGCACAUCAGUUUUCUGAAAUGAAUCCUACUGCCCUAGUAACCCUAAAUGUAGUUAUUUCAUUCAGUGUCAUUUAAUCUGAACAAUAUCUCUACACAUAAAAAUAUCUGUUCCUCUAGAUACACAGGCAGUAAGUGGGUGAAUGAGUAUUUCUAUACAUGGAAACACCCUGAAACUCUUUUCUUUUUUUCCUGAAGGCUUUUUCUUUCAGAGCACCAGACAUUGGGUGAUGGAAUAACCUGGGCUGUUAAAGUAACUCUAAUCCAACCACGAUUUGGCUUCUUUCACUAAAACAAGCACUCCUUGUUUUGCCUCAACUCUGGCUCCUUCUACAACAGGAGGAGUGGAAAAAUGUUAUUCUGGUGAGAGAAGAGUGUGAUUGGCCCAAUGCUUUUUAAACUGCAUAAAAUAUAUAAGAAUAUAUAAAUAUUGUCUUUGUAAGCAUCUUAAACUAUAGUAAGCCUAGCCUAUUUCCUGUAUUACUUUACAUCAUUACCACGUGUGUUUACAAAAAGAGGAAACCAUGCACACCCUAUCUCUUUGCAGGAAACUGAUACCUAUUGAGACAUUUGAAUGCAUAGAAUGAAGCUAUGAAUAAAGAUACAAUAAUGAUAAUAAGUGGUACAAUAAUGAUACAGAUGCUUAAUACUAAAAGCCACUUUACUGGAAAUUUAAUGAAGUACAAGUGAAUUUAAUGGAGCGACAUUAAAUUCACUAGGCUUAUUUUCUGAAAUGCCACUUUGACAAUUUACAUUGCUCAAACCAAAGGUGCAUAUCAGGUCAAGUGCAUGGCUGUGAGAGUGGGAGUAAAUGAGCAAGCUGAAACUGAAAUAAUUUAGAACAGGAAUACUGUCAUAGGUACUAGCAAGGUCAUGAGCCUAUGUAUAGAAAGAUCUCUUUAUUAUUUAUCUCCCCCAAUAGGGGCCGCUGGGGCCAGAGAAGUUAGCCAGAGAAGAAUGCUACUUUAACAUGUUAACAAUAAUUAUAUAUUUUAAUAACGAAAUAAAAUCAUUUAGUCAUAAUAUUCCACUGUUAGUCAUAUUAUCGUUUAUUUAAAAUAAAAAAAAUCAAAACUGUAUUUCUCUCAUUUG
Messenger RNA from Hemibagrus wyckioides, 2830 nucleotides. RefSeq lists its product as uncharacterized. NCBI's taxonomy places the organism in Eukaryota, Metazoa, Chordata, Actinopteri, Siluriformes, Bagridae. The record is from RefSeq and is a predicted model, not a curated record. The coding region runs from base 681 to 1016 and encodes 111 amino acids. The transcript is spliced from 3 exons.